GUUCAUUUAUCUCUUGGCAUCAACAUGACUGACAUUGCGGAAGCGGAGAACAUUUAUACCAGAGCAGCGAAAUUUGAACUAGCAAAAGACUGGAACAACGCUUUCAAGCUUUAUUUACAAGCAGCGGACGAAUUUCUACGCAUUCACCGUACUGCUGCGGAUCCAAAAUGCCGGGCCAACGCUGCCAAGGCAUUAGGUCGUGCUGGAAAGAUCGAGCAAUUCAAAAAGCUAACUCCCUUAUCAACCGACUACUUUUCACAUCAACCUUCAAUUCUCAAAAAGUCAUCCGUCAUCAACAACAUUCAAAUCCCUCUGGCAACAUCAUCCCCAUCCGAUUCAUAUACAACUCCAUUCAAUGACCCAGACGGCCAGCCAUCACUCCCAACCCCUGAGUAUACAUGGAACCGUCCAGACUACCCAAAUUCAUCACUCCCACUCCUACCAUCAGACAUCAUCCAGACCAUAGUAAACGACUGCUCAGUAUGCGCUUCCAUCGCAGUAUGCAUACAACACAACAUACGAUUCAAAUCAAACUUACUCCUUUCCUCUUUGUCUUCUUCUAAUGACGGAAGAUACGAAUUGAAAGUCCUCGUCAAUGGUGAUUUCAGACGCACAGUCAUCGAUGACCAUCUCCCCUUUGACUCCAACAACAAACUCGUUGGAAUAUCAACGGGCCCAAAGAAUCAACUAUGGCCUUCAUUCGUCGAAAAAGCAUACAUGAAACUCAUGGGCGGAUACGACUUUCUCGGCUCAAACUCUGCCAUAGACCUCCAUGUCCUUACAGGCUGGAUCCCAGAACACCUCGAUCUCCAAAGCGCAUCUUUUGAACGCGAACGCACAUGGUCUCGCGUCAUGACUGCGUUCCUGCGAGGGGACUGUAUGAUGACAGUCGGAACAAACGAUAAAACGCCGCUCAAUUACAAUAUACACAGCGUCAAGCUUCUUCCUUCCCAUGAUUAUGCUGUCACAGAUAUCAAAGAAACGAAUGAUGAGCGCUGGGUCACGCUUCUUGAUUCGAGGUUAUGUACUUCGGAGUGCGGCCAGUGCAGCGGUAGUGGGAGCUGUCCCAGGGUUCUCGAUAUCCGUUGGGACGAUAUAUGCGCAACGUUCGAGGGGUUGUAUAUCAGCUGGAACCCGAGUCUGUUUGGGAGUUGUGUCACGUUUCAUGGAUCAUGGCAGCCUGAAAAUGCCGAAAAUCUUUCACAAGCUUCUACUCACCACCUCCGACUGAACUAUCACAAAACUAAGGACUCCGCGCAUCACUCACACAUAAACGAAACCAACAAGAACGGAAAGGACUCGACAGAAACAGAAACAGAAACAGAAACAGAAACAGAAACAGAAAUAUGGAUACUCUUAACGCGUCACCUCUGCGACACCCGCCGCACAAAUGAAUACAUCGCGAUUAAUGUUCAAGAGGAUGAUACGGUUUUGGGAGAUUCAGAACAUGUUGCGCUCAAGAGCAACUACACAAACAGCUCACAUAUUCUCUCACGCAUUAAAACCUCCCAAUUCCAAACCCCAAAUUCAGGCUCGCUCUCCAUAUUAGCCUGCUAUGACGGUCAAUUCGAACAAGUCGGAUUCACGGUCACUGCGUAUGCUUACUCGUCGGAUGUGAUGGUGUCUUGGGAUACGAGGGUUCCGCCCACGAGGUAUAUGCAGAAGAUCGACGGCGUGUGGACUAAUAAAACGGCUGGGGGUAAUUGCACGCAUCCGACGUAUAUGGUGAAUCCGCAAUAUCACCUGCGGGUGCACAAUGCCAGUACGAGUAUCGUCAAACGGCCGAGCACAAGUACAAGUACUGACAAGCGCAACAAGACACAAGUUAUACUCACCACGCAGAGCACUAGGGAUAUCUCGCUGAACGUCACAGCCGUGUGGUCGCAAGGCGAGCGUAUAUCAGAACUAAGUCAGAAAGAAGUGGUGGCUCAUUCUGGGCCUUAUACAUAUGGGCAUGCGCGUGUCGCUGCUCAUCUUGCUCCUGGCGACUACACAAUCAUCUUAUCGACUUACGAACCGGACCAGAUGGGAAAAUUCACGCUCAAGGUAGAGAGCCCCUCUCGGUUUGAUAUAAAGGCGAUACCACAGGAGGAUGCGGGGAUGUAUGUCAAGACCGUCCGUGGGGAAUGGGACUCGACGACUGCUGUCGGAGGACUGAGUCAACAUCGAUAUCACCGCAAUCCAGUGUACCAAGUAACCAUCCCAUGCGCUUCUGAAUUCGGUGCCCGUCUUCAACUCCUUUCCCGCAUCCCAGGCGUAUCCACCAACCUCUCACUCUUCCCCUCCUCAAACCUCCAACGAUGCAUCGCUUCCUCAGGGCCCUACUCUGAUGCGCUUUCGGGUGUUGAUAUUCCCAAGAGGAGUAUAAGCCCUGGGAAAUAUUAUCUCGUGCCUUCGACGUACCAUGCUGGGGUGCAUGCUCAGUUUCGGAUUGUUGUUUAUAGUGGUGUUUCGGGGACCGAGGUCGUUCUGCGUUCGUGACUUGGUGGACGGGGAAAGGAAUUUUGGAGGAAUUUCUUGAGAGUGGUACGCAAGGGUUGGCUUGUGGACAACUCGUUAUAAUCUAGUCUUGAUGUCGUCUUCAACUUUAUUUAUUCACAAGUCACCUUAUUGAUGGGACGUGUUUAACAACGAAUUAUUAUGACAACUGUAAUAAAGCAACGAUCGAACGUCCGCGUC
This is a messenger RNA of Suillus plorans, 2679 nucleotides long. RefSeq lists its product as uncharacterized. Gene Ontology annotation, molecular function: calcium-dependent cysteine-type endopeptidase activity. Gene Ontology annotation, biological process: proteolysis. The coding region runs from base 25 to 2481 and encodes 818 amino acids. The transcript has 19 exons. The record is from RefSeq and is a predicted model, not a curated record. Lineage: Eukaryota; Fungi; Basidiomycota; Agaricomycetes; Boletales; Suillaceae.